Messenger RNA from Clonostachys solani, 465 nucleotides. The record is from the annotation of a GenBank genome assembly. NCBI's taxonomy places the organism in Eukaryota, Fungi, Ascomycota, Sordariomycetes, Hypocreales, Bionectriaceae.
AUGUCUAAAACGAGCUCUGCAUCCGCAGAUGGCGAUACUCCAGUCCGAUGUCCAAGCUCGCCACCUCAGCGACCCAGACGGGAGUUCACCGCGAUUCUCGGCCACAGAUGGGAGAAAUGCGAAUUCCAUAUUCAUAUUGAAUGGGUCGGCGUAUAUCCCACAUGGGUACGAGAGCGGAACCUGCAUCGAGAUUCGAAAGCCGCCCUGUUGCACUACUGGCAAAGCCUGCCCGACGGUCGCCCGAUGAACCCAGACGAUGACGAGGUGUUCGAAGUGUUUCGAUUCAGGGAUGAUAAGGCAGCGGAUGAAGGUACGAAACGAUUACUGUUAACCGAAUGGGUCGGGUAUGACGAGAAGGCCAUGACCUGGGAACCUGAGGAGGAAAUGAUGAAGGCGGUCCCUGAGCUUGUGGAGCUAUUCUGGGCGCAAAAGCCGGUUUCCAAGGUCAAGAAUGACUUUUUUUAA